AUGAUGUAUACUAUGGCAGGCGGUGGCUCAGCUAACAUGGUAUGGGGCUGGGUGGCCGUGUCUCUAGUCAUGAUGUGCGUGGCUGGGUCUUUAGCAGAGAUCACUUCGGUCUAUCCUACUGCUGGCGGUGUGUAUUAUCAGACCUUUGCCCUGUCACCCAAGUGGUGUCGUCGGGUCACGGCCUGGGUUUGCGGCUGGUCGUAUAUUGCAGGGAAUAUCACCAUUACCCUCGCGGUCAAUUUUGCCACGGCGCUCUUUCUUGUCGAAAGCUUGAAUGUAUUCAAGGACGCCGACGGCGUCGGUAUCACAGAGAACUUUGAAACAUAUCAGAGCUACCUUAUCUUCCUUGCUAUCACCUUGCUCUGCCAUGCUAUUUCCGCCUUUGGUAACCGAUGGCUGACACAUCUAGAGACCUUCGCCAUCUUCUGGACCCUCGCAGGAGUAGCCGCUCUCAUAAUCACUAUCCUUGUCGUUGCAGCUCACGGCCGGCGAUCUGCUAAAUGGGUGUUUACCAGUUUUGAGCCGCAGUCAGGCUGGCCCGACGGCUGGUCCUUCUGUAUCGGCCUGCUCCAGGCUGCCUAUGGGCUCUCAGCAUCCGGCAUGGUCACCUCAAUGUGCGAAGAAGUGCACAAGCCUGCCGUUCAGGUUCCCAAAGCGAUAGUCGGCGGCGUCGCCCUCAACUUCUUUGCCGGUCUCUGUAUCCUGAUCCCUAUCUGCUUCGUCCUGCCCGAUAUCGCCAUGUUAGCAAACCUCGCCAGCGGCCAACCCGUCCCAACGAUCAUUUUGUCAGCCACUGGGAAUUCCGCAGGUGCUUUCUGUCUUCUUAUCCCGCUCCUGAUCCUCGGUAUACUGUGUGGCGUGGGCUGCGUGACCGCCGCGUCCCGAUGCACCUGGGCGUUUGCCCGCGAUGGCGCCAUCCCUGGCUCGAAAUGGUUCAAAAAGGUCAACAAGAAUUUAGACAUUCCUCUGAAUGCGAUGAUGCUCGGCAUGGUCAUCGAAAUCCUCUUAGGACUAAUCUACUUCGGCUCCACGGCCGCGUUUAACGCUUUUUCGGGUGUAGGCGUUAUCUUCUUGACGCUGAGUUACGGUUCCCCGGUUGCCGUCUCCCUUAUUCUUCGCCGUCGCCAAGACGUCAAGAAGGGAAACUUUGAUCUCGGCGCAUUGGGCAUAUUUUGCAAUAUCGUUUGUAUCGGUGAGUACGAGCAUCCUGGGACCCAGCCCCGCUACCUUCUUGUCGAUUAUGCGCAUGCGAAUGCAUCGGACCAUCCAUGA
Molecule: messenger RNA, 1272 nt
Organism: Aspergillus melleus
Lineage: Eukaryota; Fungi; Ascomycota; Eurotiomycetes; Eurotiales; Aspergillaceae
Exons: 3
Coding region: 1-1272 (423 amino acids)
Biological process (GO): transmembrane transport
Cellular component (GO): membrane
Molecular function (GO): transmembrane transporter activity
Source: RefSeq, a predicted model, not a curated record